Messenger RNA from Tribolium castaneum (red flour beetle), 3281 nucleotides. RefSeq lists its product as uncharacterized. Lineage: Eukaryota; Metazoa; Arthropoda; Insecta; Coleoptera; Tenebrionidae. The coding region runs from base 256 to 3087 and encodes 943 amino acids. The record is from RefSeq and is a predicted model, not a curated record. The transcript is spliced from 7 exons.
GCGAUUAUUUGAAACACACGAAAGCGAGUAGACACUAUUUUGAGAACCCCCAUUACAUGAAACUUGAAAAGUGAGGUUACGUAAGCGCACUUCAUUCAUGACUUAAAAUAAACCAGAGAAUACACCAAAUCGGGAUGCGAGUCGUGGUGCAUCUCUCGAGGCGCAUUUCCGGUCAUUUCGAGCGAUAAUAAGGUCACAUUUUUUGAGUUUAUGUAAAAAUUUUGAAAUUUGUGACGUAAUCGGCACGUGGUCGAAAUGUUUAAAUCGCUGUUACCUUGGAAACACAGAAAAACAAAAGUGAUGGUCCCAGAGCAAACGAUGGAAGAUGACCAAAACCUUGAAGACCAAAGCCUCGUCCCUUGCCAGACUUGCGGUCGCACCUUCCUGCCCUUGCCUCUGAAAAAACAUGCCCCCAUUUGCGAGAAAAACGCCACGAAAAAACGCAAAGUUUUCGAUUCGUUGAAACAGCGAGUUGAAGGCACCGAUUUGGCCCAAUUCCACCAAAAAUCCUACUUGAAAAAACCGUUAGAAAGCGCACCAAAACCGCAAAAAAACCAGUGGGAGGAAAAUCACCAAAAACUGGUCGAUGCCAUCCGAUCGGCGAAAGGGAACAUGUCUUCGGUGAAAAAAGCGACGCCUCCGCCCUCUUUGAACGAGCGGUGCCCCUUUUGCGAGCGCCACUUCGGCCCCAAAGCCUUCGACCGUCACGUGGAGUGGUGCAAAGAGCACCGGAGUCGCAUCCAAAAAUCACCAGCCAAUGUUUUACUAGCGAAGGAACGACUCGAAGCUCGGACUAAAUACAAAGUUCCGCCUCUGACAAAGUCGAAACGUGUUACUGUGAAAGAAAAGUAUUCCAGUCCGAGUUUGAAUCGGACCGAGUCGAUUUGUAGCGUCAAAAGUACACCGGUUGUCGCCAAACGCAGCCCUAGUGUAAGGAAGCCCAAAUCUGUGCUCGAUUUGGGAAAAAAAACCGAGUUGAAAGUCGACAAAAGUUCCCGAAAAUAUUGUCCCGGUCGAGAGAAAAUCAAUACGAAUCACGUGGAAAAUCUCGAAUCGAUCACUGUAGCGCCGGUUAAGUUCAAAAAAUUGGUAACUUGGAAAGACAUGAGCGAGAAAAGUCCCGACUCCGAAUCGGUGAUUGUCGUUUAUGAAAAUUCCAACGUUUUCGGGAAAAAAGAAGCCACAAAAAGUCACACUUUUAUCGAAGAACUGAAGGAAAUUCUCACGGAUUCCGACAGUGAUUUCUCCAAGAAACAAAGCGAAGAAGUGACUGUUUCAAACACCACGAUCGAAGAGUGCAAAAGUGCCCCUGAAUUCGCAAAUUCGGACGAGGAUUUGACGAAAUUAAUCAACUCACACAUCGACAGUGAACUGUCUUUCAGCGACUUGGCCGAGAAUUUCCAAAAUUGUUUCAUUUCAGACGAGGAUUCGAAACAUGAUCUAAGAGAAAAUUCGGACAAUUUGGGGGAAAAACACGAUUCCCCCUCAAACGAUUCACUUUUCUCCUCACGUUCGACCGAAAAAAACGACGCGAUUUUAACAGCUUCGGGGGAAAAACAUGAUUUACUUUUGUCCUCGCGUUCGACCGAAAAAAAUGACUCGGUUAUAAGCAUUUCAGGGGAAAAACUCGACUACCCCUCAAACGAUUCACUUUUCUCCUCGCGUUUGACCGAAAAAAACGACCCAACCGGGGUCGUUUCGGGGGAAAAACACGAUUCACUUUUGUCAUGGCGUUCGACCGAAAAAAACAACUCGGUUUUAAGCAGUUCGGGGGAAAAACUCGACUCCCCCUCAGACGAUUCGCUUUUGUCAUCGCAUUCCGCUUUGGGGGAAAAACAUGACUCACUUUUGCCAAAAAACGAUUCGGUUUUAACCGCUCCGAACAUCUUUUGUUUUGGUAAAGUCCAGAAUUUUAACGAAUACGAAGUUCCGAAAAAACGUCGAAAAUUGAAUUCGACUUUUAUCGUCCAAGUCCCGACUUUUCCAAAAAAAUCGGGUUUUUUACCGAAAAUCGUGACCGACGUUGAAAAACCGAUCAAAAUUGCUGUUGAGGAAAAAAUCAAAUCGCCGAUGAAAUUGCCGAUUUUGGGCAAACGACAAAAGAAAGUCAGGAAAGAAAAUGUCGAAGUCAAAAGGGAUACAAGCGACGUCUUUUUGAGUUACCGAAGCCCCGUUUCGUCACAAUACGACCCGUUCGUAUCGGCCGAGCGACAAUUUAAAGAACUGCUCGAUUGUGACACAAUUCGUCCACACACAGCGGUCGAAAAAGCGAAAUCUCCUCCGAAAAAAAGCGUAAAAUCGGCAGAAACAUCGAAUAAUAAGAAACGUCAAUCGGUGAUCGAUCCACCGGUUUGUUUCCAAGAUUCCGAAGACGAUUUCGAGCUCCUCGAAAAUAUUUUAAACGAGAAAACGAAUUUUAAACUCGACUUAAAUAAAAAUGACGAUUGUUUCGAUAUUUUUUCAAACACUGUUACCGUUGAGAGGAAAUACAGCGAUGAUAUGUCAUCGAUUGAUUCGAAUUUAAUAAACGAAAAUGAUAACUUAUCGAUUCCGGAAAAUUUCAAACUAGAUAAUUAUUCGCCAACAUCGACCGAAGACACUGACACAACAAUACAAAACGACUUCUUUGAAAAAAUCGAAACUACGAAAAAAACUAAAACUAAGACGGGCUGUAACGAGGUGGCUAAGACCAAAAGUAAAUGUGUAAGUAAGGCAAAAACUACAAAAGAGGCGGAAAAAAAUAAGAACGUGGAGAAUAACAAGAAUUGUGACAUAAAGGCCGAAGAUUUGUUUGCGGUGGACGACAAAAUGUACGCCGAAUACAAAAUCUACGAGGAAAUGUAUCUCAAAGAGAAGGAGCAAAGGUCGAACAAAAAGUCCAAAGCGAAGCAUUCGGUCAAAUCGUACGGAAUCGAACUAGAGAAAAGUAAAGUAUCGGACGAUUCGGCCUACGGCAGUCUCACUAGGGCCAAAAUGGACUCGGAGAACGUGCGAAUGUCGAAAUUUUGCCACGAGUGCGGAAACAAAUAUCCACUUACAACGGCGAAGUUUUGCGUCGAGUGCGGUGUGAAACGCUUGGUCUUGUGAUAUUUUUCGUUGCUUUACCAAAGUAUUUAACAAGUGCAAUUAAUUUUUUUAUACAAAUAUAUAUUUUUGCGCGAUUAACGGCCAGGAGUGUGUUUGUGUUGUUAUUACCAUUCCAAUGAUUUUAUUAUUUAUUAACAAAGACUGAUGUGUUUUUCUCAUUUUUUUAAUAAUUAUUAAUAAAAAAUUAAUUAGUU